Messenger RNA from Cylindrotheca closterium, 1893 nucleotides. The record is from the annotation of a GenBank genome assembly. NCBI's taxonomy places the organism in Eukaryota, Bacillariophyta, Bacillariophyceae, Bacillariales, Bacillariaceae.
AUGCCAGAAGAAGCAGUUCGUCGUCAACGACGACGGAAGCGGCGCCGGCCGCAAGAGAGAACUCGUGGGUCCAAUGCCAACCACAAUGCUGCUACAAACAAGGAUUCCUCCGCCGCUGUCCGUCGCAAGCCAACGGCAACCGCUAAAAGUCUUAAAAACUUCGAAGAUGACUCAUCCUUGGCAUUCUUGGAUUCCAAUGGAGCUGCACUAUCCGAUCACAAGGCGAUGCAAGUCAGUCUUUUGAAACUGUUGCACAAACGACAAACCGGCGGAAACAAUACAAACAAUCGGAGAUCCAAUGUUCGGACUUGGCAACAACAAACACUCUUCCAAUUUACCAAACGUCCAAGAGUCAAACCAGCAACUGCUUUGCGGCACGAAAAUAACAUGUCCAAUGCGCCUCCACAACGACGAGAAUGGCGGCCAUUUGUCAAACGCUGCAUUCCAUUCACCCAGCUGGGAACACCAGUCCUGGAUGCUGUACUUGCACCAGAACGAAAAGGAUCCUUUGUGCUCAGCUUGGGUGCCCAGCACCCUGGAAGUGAGGUUCCUCUCCUAUUGGCACUGAGAUUCUAUGGGGUACCUAGUCCGUCUGGCAUGGAACGACAAAAGAAAAUUGCUGGAAAGGCCAGGGGGAUUACGCCCUUGCUACAAACCGUUCCGCUGCUCUACAAUGACAUUCCAUCCAAUGAAUCCAUGGAAGAUAGUAUUUUUAAUUUUCGACGCAACAUUUCGCCAGCAUCCACUCCCGUGUCCAUAUUAGUGUCGAACGAUUGGAACAUUGGCAUGGCCAUGUUUCAACCAUCCAAUGUUUGGAGGGAGGAAGGACCAGUUGGCAAUCUCGUCUUGUUUUCUCUACCUCGAAGUCGUUCGGAUGUGAGAUACGCUAGAGCAUUUGUUUGCAAGAAUGUACGAAUGGGUGGAACUGCAUUCGUUACACUUCGAAAUUUGAUGUGGCGAGUGGAUAAGCUUCCGUGCUUAGAUCCAAACCAAGCGGAGCCGUUCUUGGGCCAUUUCAAUUCCAUUAUUCAGCUUCCGGGGUACUUGGUAUUGAAUGACGAAGAAGAUGGCUUCCGUCUGACAUGGGUAAUGGAGUGCUGGAAUGUUCUAGAAAAAGGACUCAAGACACAGACCGGGGGCUCUGUCCUUGAGAAUGGGUUCACUCCAGAAUCCAAUAUUAUCUCCCGACAAGAUACUUGGGAAGAGAUUUGCUAUGAAACUUCUAGUGGGAAACGGGUUCCACUAGACCCAACAGCAGAAACGCCAUUGAAUGUAACCUCUGGAAGCACAGUCUCUUGUGAAGCGUUUCUGCACGUUGAUAUUAUGCUAGGGGAAAUUUUGAGUCGACGAAAGAAAAAGGUGUCCGAGAGUCACCCACAGUUUUACUACAACCUCAUUUCGAUUGCCUUUGGUGGUAGGGUUGCUGACCUUGUCAUUGUAUUUUUGCGAGGUGGAGGAAAACCUGGAUCACUGGGAGUCUUUGUUAGAGCAGACUUGUUUUCCGGAACCAUACAAGAACUGGAUUGGGUACAAGGUAGAAAAGUGGUUGAUAUGACAUCUCUGAGAGCCUGGUCCAACUCGCUAGCCCUAAACAGAAGGAUGCGACAUGUGAGAGCGGGUCCAUUUUCGGUCAACACCAAAGGUCAUUCCAGAGAUUGGGGACGUUUGUGCCAAGAGAUGGCCUAUAUUGAUUAUGACGAAAAGGAUGACUACGAUUACUCCUUCUGGACUGAGUAUUUGGCCAAUCCCGAAGACAAACGACCGCCCAAAAGGGUUUCCCUGUCAAGCAUCUAUCCCGAUUGUGAUUUGGUGACGAAUAAUGCAAUCACAUCCUGUUUGCCUGUCUCUUCGCUGCAAUGCAAAGAUUCGCCAAUCCAACUCAUCUAUGGCUAA